AUGACAUCCUCGUUGCCCGGAUUCCGCAAGGGCUUCGACCCUAGAACUAUUAUCACCCUUGAUAAACCCCCCUCUUCCCGGUGGGAAAUUCUUGAGAAGCUGAAUGAGUAUGACGAUCAGGUCACUGUGGAGGAAAAUAAGGCAUAUGGCCUCCGUUCUUUCGCCGAAGCUAAAUUUUUAUGUUGUGAUCCUCAACGCCGUGCAACGAAAACCUUUAUGCGAGUCUACAUUCAAAUCCCGCAUGAAUUAGCUUCCCUGCUCGAUCUAACUGAAAAGGACUCAAAUAUCACACCAAAGCUCCUCGGAUACAAGACCGGUACUCAGGAUCGCUCAGGGCUAGUUCCGGAUGGGUUCAUCAUAUGGCUUGCUUGGGAAAUUGUUCCUGGGCUACGCCUUGGCGAUAGUGAUGGCGAUGGUCCAUUCUGGGGUCUUGAAAGCUCUGAAAGAAAGCAAAUCCGUGAAUCCCUUCUUAAGGCUCUUGCCAAGCUGAAGGAGUAUGGGUGGUGCCCGAGCGUGGAUAGGGCAAAAGGUCUAGUUUGGCACCGAGAGACUCAAACACUCUACUUCAUCGGUGGCUUCUGCGAGACCAUGAAGGAUAAGCCCAUGCGUGUCGCCUGCCCAACGGUUCGCGACUUUUGA
This is a messenger RNA of Penicillium roqueforti, 639 nucleotides long. RefSeq lists its product as uncharacterized. The coding region runs from base 1 to 639 and encodes 212 amino acids. The transcript has 5 exons. The record is from RefSeq and is a predicted model, not a curated record. Lineage: Eukaryota; Fungi; Ascomycota; Eurotiomycetes; Eurotiales; Aspergillaceae.